AUGACAACAUCAAAGAAGGAUAUGAAACGGAAUGAAAUCGUUUCACUUUGUGUGUUCGCCACAAUAUCGCUUAUUCUGAUGAUCAGGUACUCAUUCGCACUUACUGUUCUGAUCAUCGCCGUUUUUCACCAGUUCUAUUGGCGCAGACGCGGCCUUCCGCCUGGACCGAUACCCUUGCCACUGAUUGGAAACACCCUAUCGAUCAACAUGCGUAACCCGGCAAAGACAUUCAGUCAGUGGCAUGUUCUUUAUGGGCCCAUCUACACCGUGUGGCUUCCGCAUCCGAUGAUCGUCAUGGCGAGUCACGAAGUGCUUAAGGAGUCACUCAUUCGCCAAGGAGCUGCUUUUGCUGGCCGCCCUUCUGGGUACAUAUGGUCAAUGUUCACGAAGGACUCAGUUCAUGGCGAUGGAAUCAUUCUUUGUGAAGGCGAGAGAUGGGAACAAAUCCGGGAAUUUGCUCAUAAGAUAUUCAGGAAUUUCGGUCUUGGCCGAAUACAAAUGGAGGAGAAAAUAACACAUCACAUCGAUUACAUGAUUGGUCACAUUGAUGCAAAACUAUAUGGCAAACAGCAAAUCAAGUUGGAUAUGGAAGAACCAAUCUCACUCUGCGUAGCGAACAUUAUCCAGGACUUUGUUCUCGGAAAAUGGCACAAAUUUGGUGAUCCUCAAUUUCGCAUGUUCAAAAACCUCAUCGAUGCCGUGCUGUCCGACGUUGCUUCGAAGUCAGUCCAACUCGUCAAUGCGUAUCCAGUGCUGGCCUGUCUUCCAAUUCCGGCUUUGAGGAGAUAUAGGGAAAAUGGAUUUGCACUUCAAAGGUACUUUUUAAAUGCGAUACGUGAGCACGAGCAGCAUUUAGAAAUGGAUGGAGAGCCCCGAGAUUUUAUAGAGGCAUACCUAAGAGAGAUGGCUGUACAAAAAGAUAAUCCUCAUUUUAAUGUUUUCACUUUGGCUUUGGCUUCCGGGGACCUUUGGACUGGCGGCAUGGAAACAACCGUUACAACAUUGAGAUGGGCACUGGCCUACUUGCUCUAUUACCCUGACGUUCAAGAAAAAUGCUACGAAGAAAUAUUCAAGGUGUUCGGUAGCGAACAACCGUGCUAUGCUCGUCGAAAGCAACUACCGUACGUUGAAGCCACUAUUACAGAGGUGCAACGAGUCGUCAAUGUCCUACCUUGGGCUAUACCUCACAGAACGAUAGAAGACGUUGAGAUAAUGGGAUUUUUCUUAACGAAAGGCACGGUGGUUUUACCACAGUACGGAACGGUGUACUACGACACACGUUAUUUUCCGGAGCCAGAAAAAUUCAGACCGGAAAGGUAUUGA
Angiostrongylus costaricensis is the source of this 1323-nucleotide messenger RNA. NCBI's taxonomy places the organism in Eukaryota, Metazoa, Nematoda, Chromadorea, Rhabditida, Metastrongylidae. The record is from the annotation of a GenBank genome assembly.